AUGAUUGUCGGCCAAAUGAGAAGGGCAUCAGUCGCCGGUAGCUCCGACAGCGUCCUUGCCAUUCGGUCCUGUUUUGACAAUAGAGAUGCCGUAUUGUUUAUUCAACCUGGAGAUGGGGCACUUCUGGUAGCGGACGGCCACCGCUAUGUUCAAGUUAUUUUACACUUCCAUGGUGUUACGAGGUUUCCAAGCCUGAUAGUGCUCCCAUGGGAACAACAUCGAUUUUCUGUACGAGUUAACAAUGUGCUGUAUGACGAUGGGCCGAUUAGCUUGGAUGUGGGUGAUGAAAUUGAACUCAUGGACUCAAGAUCCCGCUUGACUGCCGAUAGGUGCGUGUUUCGAGUAGAGCUGCUCACCACAGGAUGCGGUCCUUAUGUUUCUGAGCUGUUGGCUAAUGGUAAUCGCACAGAUAAUGCGGUGCCUGCUCACAAGCCGUAUAAAGUUGGACAGGGGAGCUGUUGGGCCGAGUUUGUGAACCACCGCGUAGGGAAGCUGGACAAGGUCCUUUCCCGUGUGAAAAGGUAA
Molecule: messenger RNA, 525 nt
Organism: Trypanosoma brucei brucei TREU927
Lineage: Eukaryota; Euglenozoa; Kinetoplastea; Trypanosomatida; Trypanosomatidae
Exons: 1
Coding region: 1-525 (174 amino acids)
Source: RefSeq, a predicted model, not a curated record